AUCGUCUCAGCAGAUUUGGUUCUGACCCUCAUUAUUGUGGCAGUGACUUACAGGUGUGCCAGCUUCAGGAGGCGGAAGAUAGAUAAUGUCAAACAACAACCUGAGGACACUUCAGCACCAGGGACCCAACAAUUCUUGGACACUUGUCCACCUCCUGCGUCUGACUGCAGCAUCUUUAUUUCUUAAGCUCGCACCUCAGCGCGGGCAGUCGAGAGAAAUCAAACRGACCCGUGAAGCCCACAGAGUCUCGUUUCAUCACCGAAGUGAAACUCAGAAGAUGCCUGACGCUCUCUGCAUCGAGGGCUCGUUGUUUGGUUCCGAGGAAGGACAGGAAGAUUGCAGCUCCUGUUACCUGAUCAACAUGAGCUCAGUCGUGGGCGUUUUUGCGGCCGACAUCGUCUUGACCAUCUUCAUCACCAUCUCGGUGUUCUGCUUCGCCGCUCGCCACCGGAGAAGACGGGAACGGGAUUCUMGUGAAAGUACAAGAAGUCUGCCUUUAUCGGCGUCCAAGAAAAUCACAACAGAAGCCACCGAAUCUCCAUACCAGGAGUUACACGGAGUCCAGUCAGACGUCUACAGCGAGCUUCGACAUUUUAGGAAAUGASACCAAUAAACAAAAUAAAAUAUUUGCUUGUGCUCCAGCAGACCUGUGUGAUAAACUGUGUACAUGUUGUGUAUUUUCAGUGUUCUGUGACAUUUACCCCGUCCUGUCAUGUGUAUAUUUUUUGUAUUUAAUAAAUCAUUGAUUAAACAUUUUAAAACAAGA
Messenger RNA from Austrofundulus limnaeus, 766 nucleotides. RefSeq names its product hematopoietic cell signal transducer (gene hcst). Gene Ontology annotation, molecular function: phosphatidylinositol 3-kinase binding; signaling receptor binding. Gene Ontology annotation, cellular component: cell surface; membrane. The coding region runs from base 86 to 604 and encodes 172 amino acids. The transcript has 6 exons. Gene Ontology annotation, biological process: neutrophil activation involved in immune response; positive regulation of macrophage fusion; regulation of immune response. Lineage: Eukaryota; Metazoa; Chordata; Actinopteri; Cyprinodontiformes; Rivulidae. The record is from RefSeq and is a predicted model, not a curated record.